Messenger RNA from Paramuricea clavata, 1096 nucleotides. NCBI's taxonomy places the organism in Eukaryota, Metazoa, Cnidaria, Anthozoa, Malacalcyonacea, Plexauridae. The record is from the annotation of a GenBank genome assembly.
AUGGAGAAUAUCAGUCAUAUCACUGAUUGUAUCGAAGACAGUGAAGCAAGCCAAGUAAGUUCAGACGGUGAAAUAACUGAAGAUUGUCAUGGAAAUGACUCAAAUGAGUUGCAAGCUUGCGAAGAGAGUGAUCAACAACAGGUGUUACGGUUGGAAAGCACAGAUAGACGCAUAGAAAAUGUUACGAACCCGUCUAAAAAACUGUUUCAGAGUAAAAGCAAACGUGAAAGAUGUCACAUAUGUCGAAAAGAGAUGCUACUUCAAAAUUUAAAAGACCACAUGAAAAAUGCCCAUAACUCUACAGAAGUAAGAGUACUUGGACAGAAGUCGCUUAUAGAACUAUUUGGGAAUAAAGUCAAAGAUAACAAUGUCAAACGGAAACGUGGCCAUGGUGAUGUAGACGAAGAGCCUCUGUUCAAAACUGCUAAAACGGCCGACUUGUCAAUGUCAAUAUCAUCUGGUUCAACACCGCCUGGUUUUGAAAAUACAGCCGACGAAAGUACCGCGAAAGUAACGCUCAGCGCCUCCGGAGAGGACAAUUUCGCAGUUGCAUCUAAGCUUGACGAAAUACUGACAACUGUAAAGAACUCAGAAAAUCGCAUGUCCUGCUUGUCCAUCACACCCUUACCGGAAACGGUGGCUGUGGAGUCUGAGCUUCCUACAGUUACAGAAAGAAAGUCAGCAAGGUGAGAUUUUCCCUAAAUCAAAUAAGCAGUGACAUAGCUAUAGGAACCGGGGCAUAGGACUAUUGGAGGUACAUCCACUCCCCAACGUUUCUAAUUCGAAGUUCCGCGCUAAAGUUUAAACAAUGUCAAUGGAGAACUCUCUAACUUGAAGUUGUUUCCUGUGCCCAUGCAUUAAUUGUAUACGUACGGACUUAUAUCAGUUAUGUGAAUUAUUUUACAGUAGAUAUAUACUUUCCAAUGUUUUCUCAAGUUUAAACUUUAUUUUUACUUUUAGAUCGCUUUUUGAUUUAAUUCAGCUUCCAGAGUUUGAGUAUGACGACAUCGAAGGAGUUGUUAUAUGUUCCAUAUGUAAUCCACCCAAUGAACCAAAAGAAGUAAAUUUUCUCGGAAGAACCGGCGUAUUUAUGUAG